Molecule: messenger RNA, 2426 nt
Organism: Daucus carota subsp. sativus
Lineage: Eukaryota; Viridiplantae; Streptophyta; Magnoliopsida; Apiales; Apiaceae
Product: soluble starch synthase 1, chloroplastic/amyloplastic
Exons: 15
Coding region: 234-2129 (631 amino acids)
Cellular component (GO): chloroplast
Molecular function (GO): alpha-1,4-glucan glucosyltransferase (UDP-glucose donor) activity
Source: RefSeq, a predicted model, not a curated record
ACAUAUGCAAGAGAUCUGUUUUGGGGCUCUGCACUUUCACAUGAUCCAGUGGUACUUGGAUACUUAACUCUUAUCCUCACACACUCUAACACAAAGCCAGCUUGACUGAAAGAGUCACGUUCAAGUCACUUUAAAAAUCUUGAAAUUCAAUUCAAAGAUACAACCUUUUUCUUUUUCUGAGGAUUCUUUACGUCCUCAUUUUGUAUUCUUGGCUCUACCCCCUCAUUUCUCCCAUGGAGAGUUUGAGUGCAUCUUCAAUUUUGUAUUGGAGAUCAUCUCUGAAUGUAGCUGCUGCUGAUCAUUCUGGUUUGAGUUUGAGCUCAGUUAGGCCUUUGAUUUUCAAACAGAGAAAGAAAUGCACUGGUGGGUUUAUUAGGCCUUUGAGUUUGAGUGUGGUGAGUGCUUCUGUUGGGUCUCAAGAUGGGUCUAAUUCUGCUGUUGAAGAUGAUAAGAAGGGCUUGUUUCUUGGGCCACAGAGGGAUUCUUCUGGGUCUGUUGUGGGCUUUCAUUUGAUGCCUCAUUCUGACUCUGCGGACAAGGAGCAAGUGUCAGCUGACAUUGAAGGAGGAGAAAAAUUGUCCACCAGGGUAACUUAUAAUAUUGUAUUUGUUAGUUCCGAAGCAGCACCAUAUUCAAAGACAGGAGGCUUAGGGGAUGUUUGUGGUUCUUUGCCUAUAGCAUUAGCUGAACGAGGACACCGUGUAAUGGUUGUGACUCCUAGAUAUCAGCAUGGCGGACCUUCAGAUAAAAGAUAUGCUUCAGCAACUGAUACUGAAUGCCGAGCAAAGGUUUUUUGUUCAGGAGGCGUCCAGGAAGUUGCUUUUUAUCAUGAGUACAGAUCAGGCGUUGAUUGGGUCUUUGUCGACCACCCGUCUUACCACCGACCUGGAACCCCAUACGGUGAUGUUUAUGGUGCUUUUGGUGAUAACCAGUUCCGGUUCACUUUACUUUGUCACGCAGCAUGUGAGGCUCCCUUGGUGCUUCCCUUGGGCGGGUUCACCUAUGGCGAAAAUUGUUUGUUCCUUGCUAAUGAUUGGCAUGCAGGACUUGUACCCGUGCUAUUGGCAGCAAAGUAUCGUCCACAUGGAGUCUACAAAGAUGCUCGUAGUAUUCUUGUAAUACAUAAUCUUGCACACCAGGGGGUGGAGCCUGCCGCAACUUACAGUAAUUUGGGACUCCCUCCUGAGUGGUAUGGAGCACUGGGAUGGGUAUUUCCCACAUGGGCAAGGACUCAUGCACUUGACACAGGGGAAGCUGUCAAUGUUUUGAAAGGUGCUAUCGUAACCUCGGAUCGGAUAUUAACAGUUAGUGAGGGAUACUCGUGGGAGAUAAGAACUCCUGAAGGUGGAUAUGGUCUACAAGAGCUCUUGGAUAGUCGAAAGGUAGUUGUCAAUGGUAUCACAAAUGGCAUUGAUGAAACUGAAUGGAACCCAUCUAAUGAUGAGAAUAUUCCUUCACAUUAUUCCAUUGAAGAUCUCUCUGGCAAGGUUCAAUGCAAGGUGGCGUUGCAAAAGGAAUUGGGUCUUCCAGUUAGGCCUGAUUGUCCAUUGAUUGGAUUUAUUGGUAGACUGGACUACCAGAAAGGUAUUGAUAUAAUACUGUCGGCAACUCCUGAGCUAUUACAGGAUGAUAUCCAAUUCGUAAUGCUCGGAUCUGGCGAGAAACAAUAUGAAGAAUGGAUGAGAGCUGCUGAGUCAUCGUUCAAAGAAAAAUUUAGGGGAUGGGUUGGAUUCAAUGUUCCCAUUUCUCAUCGUAUAACAGCAGGCUGUGAUAUACUAUUGAUGCCAUCAAGAUUUGAGCCAUGUGGUUUAAAUCAGUUGUACGCAAUGAGAUAUGGCACUGUCCCAGUAGUACAUGCCACUGGAGGACUUAGAGACACAGUGCAGACUUUCAAUCCUUAUGCUCUAGAUGGAAGAGGUGAAGGCACUGGGUGGGCAUUUACUCCGCUCACAAGGGAAAGUAUGAUAGCGGCAUUGAGAACUGCCGUUGCAACUUACAGAGAUCACAAAGAUUCAUGGGACGGUCUGGUGAAAAGAGGAAUGGAGCGUAAUUCCUCAUGGGACAAUGCUGCUGUAAAAUAUGAGCAAGUUUUUGAGUGGGUAUUCUUGGAUCCUCCUUAUGUUGGGUGAUUACCCAAGCGAGGCAGAAAGAGUAUGUACAGUUCCUUUCAGUUGUCCCAUAGAGAAUCCUCGUUGCAAUGUUGCUGCAAAAUGACUUCCCACUUUGGCUAACGGAUGUUGGGUGGGUCGUUCUCGCUAUACUUAGUCACCUAGGUAGUAACAAAGCUUAUGCUAUGCAUCUUCCAAAACUAUAACCUUUGAUUUUCAGCUUUUGAAAAUUGUUAUUGUAAAUUCCUAUAUAGUUUUCAGCUUUUGAGAGUGUAGGAUGUAUAAGCGGCAUUUUAUACCAUCUUUUUAUUGCUUUUA